UCGCUUCCAGUCAGAGCAUCUUCGGAGAUGCUACAAGAGAACUGGAUCGCACGCAAGAACAAACCAUGCAGUUUCGUUCGUGUCAGAGCAAGAUUCACAGACGGAUGGAUCCGCCUUUAGGCCUUGCCGCGGUGGACUCGAGUCAUCUGAUGGCAGAGAAAACUUGAAGGAGGAACUCGAAGGAGAUCUCCAAGCAAAGAUCGAUGAACAGGAUGGGAACGAUGGACAGAGUGGGAAGCUCUGAUCUCGAUCGAAUUUUGCUCGUGGAGAAGAGUUGGCAACCUGUGGUGGCAGGGAGUCACGUAAAGUAUCUUCUGUUUUUGGAGUUUGCAGACACGCUUGCAUUCAGAGGUUUGCAAUCAGUUCUGGAGAUUCUUCUGGUGGAGAAUUUGCAGCUCAGUGGGAACUUAGCCACAGAAUUAUUCCACUUCUUUAUCGUCUCAUCCUUCGUAGGCUGCAUCGUCGGUUCGAUGAUCAGCGACCGGUACCUGGGAAAGUACCAAAGCAUCUGCGUCUUCUCUCUCGUGAGCGUGGUUGCCUCCAUCGGACUAGUCAUUACUUCAUUGACAUCGCAGCUCGAGGGGACAUUGAAUCAAGCUCUUGCCUUCGUCUCUCUGCUGGUAUUCACACUGGGGUAUGGUGGCAAUAGACCGAGCCUUGCAACACUGGGAGGUGACGAAGUGAAGCACUUGGCGCUGAUAGAGUUGGGAGAUCAUACUGACCCAAGAGGGGCUGCCACGCCGCAGCAGCUGUGGUUCUCGUCCAUGUACAUAACUGGAAACUUGGCUCACAUUUUCGGUGCCAUCCUGUUUCCUCUGAUCCGAUUGCUCAGCCACGGAUCCACAUUCUACAUUAUGCUAGUGCUUGCCUGUGCAAAGACGUCUGGACUCUUCGUGUUCUGGUUGGGUCGAAAUCGAUAUCUCUCGGUAGCACAUGCCUCGAAUAAGCCAGGUCCUCCAGAUGGUGAUCACGAGCAGCGGCAUCAGAAGUACGUGCAGACCGAUUCAGCUCAAGACACAACAGAGCUGCUUGAUGGCGACUCGAAAACUGUCAAAUGGGAUGGCUACACAGUUCUUUCGUCAACAUUUAUCUUCCUCCUCCCGACUUCCAUAUUCCACGGGCUGAACUUUCAAAGUAGCUCGACAUGGGUGUAUCAAGCUCUCUCAAUGGACCGCGAUGUCCGGUGGCUGAAUCAUUGGACAAUCGCCGCGGAUCAGAUGCAGGUAUUAAAACCAACUUUUGUGACCCUAAUUGCACCUCUCCUCAACCAAAUUAUAUACCCUUAUGUGGACAGGCACAUCGCGAAGGUGACUAAUUUGAGGAAAUGCGUGGGUUCUAUGCUGCUAGCGACCCUUGCGUUUGCAAUGUCCGGAGGGAUACAACUUGUAAUCGACAUGCAGACUGGACACGGAGCUGCAGGCGGGUCAGAUGUGUCCAUAUUUUGGCAAUUGCCUCAGAUUCUGGCGAUAAGUUUUGCAGAACCUAUGUGUUUAAUUCCUCUGUACGAUUGGACCUACAAUCAAAGUCCUGAUGAUAUGAAGGCGACCUACAGUGGAAUAUUCUUGGCUAUGGCUGGCUUAGGUAAUCUCGUCACCGUCGUUUGCGUGGCUCUUCUUGGGGCUCAUGCUGCCGACGCUAUGGGAGCCUUCUUCUUCACAGGUCUUGGUGCUCUUGCCACUUUGACACUAGCAAUUCUAGCUGUCAAAUUUGUAGCCUGAAGAAAACGCAACGUUUCCACCAGCGAUUUUUUCCUGGUCGUUCGGAAGCACAGAUGUGGCUAGCUGUUGUAUCCGAGUAUCAGGUUCAAUGCCAAGGCAAUGUAUUUGGAGUCUCACUCAGUGACAGCCCUUGCUUGCCAUGAGAUUUCGAUUCAGGGAAUGUUGGAUGGAAUAGGCAUAAGAGCUUGUUUCUCCAGACUGAUUCGCAGAUACAUGCACUGUACGUAUGAGCACGAGUUGAUGUGCUGCCUGUAAAUAAUAAAUAAAGCGAUAGACUUGCUGAAA
Messenger RNA from Marchantia polymorpha subsp. ruderalis, 2003 nucleotides. The record is from the annotation of a GenBank genome assembly. NCBI's taxonomy places the organism in Eukaryota, Viridiplantae, Streptophyta, Marchantiopsida, Marchantiales, Marchantiaceae.